This is a messenger RNA of Musa acuminata subsp. malaccensis (wild Malaysian banana), 3022 nucleotides long. RefSeq lists its product as uncharacterized. Lineage: Eukaryota; Viridiplantae; Streptophyta; Magnoliopsida; Zingiberales; Musaceae. The record is from RefSeq and is a predicted model, not a curated record. Gene Ontology annotation, biological process: mRNA catabolic process; negative regulation of translation. Gene Ontology annotation, cellular component: CCR4-NOT complex. Gene Ontology annotation, molecular function: protein binding.
AUUUCCCCGACUCUCUUUUUGCGUCUCUGCAUCUCCCUCCUUUCUUAUUUACGUACAAAAGCUCCUCCGCUUCCGCCCCUCGUAUCGGCCUCUCCCUUUCUCGCCGACGGCCUCCUAAAGUGUAAUAGACCAAGCUGUUCUCGUAACUCUUUCUCCUCUCCAUCCCCGUUUCCAAACCCUAACCCCAAUUCCGACCCUCUUCUCCCCAAAACCCUACCAUGGCCUCUGAAAUCCUCGCCCGUUCUCCGCCCUAAUCUCGCCGAUUCGUCCCAACUGAUCCCCAUCUCUCCCACUUGUCCGUCCCUCUACUUUACCCGUUACUUGGAAGUUCGAUUGGACCAGUCUGAUUUGAGGAUGGAAACAAAGGAAUCGUCGACUGUUCCCGCGGCAACGGCUUUGGCCGGAAGCAAGGAUGGGCCUGUGAGUGAUGAAAGUCGUCUUUCUGACGCCCGGGGAUUGGCCAAGGAGGCAGCUUUCCUGUUCCAGAGCCGGCGGCUCCAAGAGUGCAUUGAUGUUCUGAAUCAGCUACUGCAGAAGAAGCACGACGAUGCGAAGGUUGUUCAUAACAUUCUUGUUGCAGAACACUACCGAGAUGGUUGUUCUGAUCCUAGGAAUCUGCUUGAUGUCCUUUGUAAGGUUAAAGAGCAAAGUGAAGCACUUGCACAUUCUUCUGGAAAACAGGUCGAAUGUGGGAAUGGUAGUGGGAAUGUUAUGAUUUCUGGAUCUAAAGUGAAUAAUGCUUCACUACAGCAAAUUUCUGCUAUAAAUGGUGGCAGAAUUCUUUAUGCAGAGGAGUGUGGCACUUCAGUAAUAAUGCUGAACAUUGCUGUCGUUCUCUACCAUGUGCAUGAAUAUGCACAUGCAUUAUCGGUUCUUGAAAAAUUAUUUCAGAAUAUUGAGCCUGUUGACGAGAGAAUAGCUCUUAAUGUGUGCCUUCUUCUAUUGGAUAUUGCAUCAGCCUGCCAAGACGUUUCAAAAGCUGCAGAUGUUAUUCAGUACCUGGAAAAAUCUUUUGGUAUUGGUCAUGUAGGACAAGGAGAUUGUGGCAGCAGCAUUCAACAACAGACAAACCCAGGAUUGAAAGUUGCUAGUACAAGUAACAUCCCUGCUCCAGAUGUCUCCUUUGCAGAAUCAAGCAUCAAUGGAAAUGUUCCGGAAAAUACUGAUGAGACAGUAGAAUAUGAAACCUUGUAUUCAGAACUAGAUACUGGUGCUGAGAACUUGGAGAGGCUCAUCCUAACUGAUAACUUGAAAUUAUCAGCUGACCAAGCAGCAUCUGCCAUCGAUAUGAAGCUAAAUUUGCAUCUUUACAAGGUUCGAUUGCUUCUGCAUGCAAGGAACCUGAAGGCUGCCAAGCGUGAAAUCAAGCUUGCCAUGAACAUAGCACGUUUUGGAGAUUCAUCUACAGCACUCCUUUUAAAGUCUCAGUUAGAAUAUGCUCGUGGCAAUCAUCGGAAGGCCAUCAAAUUACUGAUGACAUCAAGUAAUAGGUCUGAGCCAGGCAUGCUUUGUAUCUUCAACAACAAUAUGGGGUGCAUAUAUCACCAGCUUGGGAAACAUCACACUUCAAUUUUUUUCUUCUCUAAAGCUUUAGAAUGCACUGUGUCCCUGCGGUCCGAGAAGCCACUAAAGCUUUCUAACUUUUCUCAGGAUAAAUCACUUUUUAUAAUGUACAACUGUGGCUUGCAAUACUUGCUGCGUGGAAGGCCAUUGGUUGCGGCUCAAUGUUUUGAUAAGACCCAACCAAUAUUUUGUAACAGACCCAUUCUCUGGCUCCGAUUUGCUGAAUGCUGCUUGUCAGCUCUAGAAAAGGGUGUUCCGAGAAAGAGUGGUUCUUCAUUAUCAGAUGAGGAGGAGGUUAAAGUUCAUGUUGUUGGAUCUGGCAGAUUGAGACGAUUGGUGAUUGAUGGCUUCAGCUCAGCACAUAAAUAUAUUGACCGCUCAGUAGAGGAUGGUCUAAUCACCUCUGAUGGCCAACAUAGACUCUCUCUUCCUUUUGCUCGGCGGUGUCUCCUUAAUGCUCUGUAUUUACUGAAUAAUAAUGGAAAGGUAGAGUCGAGUGCUUCAUUCUCUAGAAACGAAGAUGAUGAUUCCAAUCAGGAAACCUCUGCAAGUGCCAAGAACUGGAACCACAAUAAUGUGUUGGCAGGUGAUUUAAAGGCAUCUAGUGCAGCAUCAGCCUCCAUGCCUGUUAGUAAUGGCGAUUUUAAAGAAACCAAGGGAGGAGUAAUCUUGAACAUGACAUUGCAGAGCGCUCUUUCUUCAUAUGAGGAAAUAUGCAGAAAAGAAAACAACAUGAUAAGGCAGGCUGUUCUUGGGAAUCUAGCUUAUGUGGAGUUGAGUUUAGGAAAUCCAUUGAAAGCAUUAUCUGCUGCAAAAGAACUUAGGCAAUUGUCAGACUGUUCUAGAAUGUACAUAUUUCUGAGUCAUGUAUAUGCGGCUGAAGCACUUUGCUAUCUGAACCGACCAGAAGAAGCAGCUGAGUAUUUGUCAUUCUAUGUUUUAGAAGAAAACGAUGUCCAGUUGCCUUACAGUGACAAAGAAAGGGAGAAGUGGAGAAUAGACAGAAAUGGGGAUGGCGACGAGUUAAAUGGUCAACAUAAUGCCAAAACUAGUGAAGAAUUCCAAGGUAUGAUGUUUAUGAAGCCUGAAGAGGCUCGUGGAGUGCUAUAUGUAAAUCUUGCUGCAAUUUCUGCAGUACAAGGAAAUGUUGAACAGGCUAGCCUGUUGGUGAAGAAAGCCCUGUCUGCUCUGCCCACCAAUCCAAGAGCUGUGCUUGCUGCCAUCUAUGUGGACCUUCUAUCAGGGAGAACACCAGAUGCUGUAGUUAAGUUGAGACAGUGUAGACAUGUCAGAUUCUUCCCCGCUCAUGUUACAAUGGGCAGCAAAUGAUUGUACCCGUCAGCUAAUUACGUUUUCUCAUAAUCCUAGUGAAGCCUUCUUUUUUUGACCUGAUUGGAAUUUUAGAAUCUUAAAUGUACCAUACAAACAAUUGUUUGUAGAAUAAGCUUUCUUUCUUAUA